UUUUUUUUUUAUGAUACUCCUCUCCGUGUGUUUAAUUUAUUCACCUCGAUGAUCCUCUUGACUGAUCUGGGAACUGUUAGGAGCGGCUGUGACAGCCUGGAAACAUUAGUAUGAUUUCCUGAGUUUGAGAUUUGCUGCUUCCCCCCCCCCCCCCCCACCCCUCCAACCGACCCCCCUCCUUCUCCAAACUCAGGAAAAGUCAAUACAAUCGCACUUCAUUUUUCCUUCAUGUGCACUUGGAAGUCCUGGGAGCAGCAGGAGCAGCGGCAGCAGCAGCAAGAAUGAACUGCAAGGAGGAAAAUGACAACUGCACUGACGGGAGCAGCAACAACACCAAGAAGAUGCUGAAAUGCGUGGUGGUCGGGGAUGGUGCAGUUGGGAAAACCUGUCUGCUGAUGAGCUAUGCCAACGACGCCUUCCCAGAGGAGUAUGUCCCCACUGUGUUUGACCACUAUGCAGUAACCGUGACUGUGGGAGGACAACAACACUUGCUGGGACUUUAUGACACUGCAGGACAGGAGGACUACAACCAGCUGAGACCCCUGUCCUACCCCAACACCGACGUGUUCCUGAUCUGCUUCUCCGUGGUGAACCCUGCCUCCUACCACAACGUGCAGGAGGAGUGGGUGCCCGAGCUGAAAGUCUGCAUGCCCAACGUGCCUUAUGUCCUCAUAGGAACACAGAUUGACCUCCGGGAUGAUCCCAAAACUUUGGCGCGGCUGCUUUACAUGAAGGAGAAACCACUCACCUAUGAGCACGGAGUGAAGCUGGCAAAGGAGAUUGGAGCCCAGUGCUAUCUGGAGUGCUCAGCACUCACACAGAAAGGCCUUAAGACUGUCUUUGACGAGGCAAUCAUGACCAUUUUCCACCCCAAGAAGAAGAAGAGGCGCUGUGCAAAGUGCCACAGAUGCUGCACCCUUGUGUGACAUCCCCUGGGAAGCAGAGCCAGCCGAGUUCAGUGAAACCAAGCAGGUUAGAAAGGCAACGAAGGUCACAUGCAACUGAAACGGGGAACAUGACCAGAAAAGGGUCCUUCCUACCCAAACAUAGGAGCUCUCCGUUCUGUGAAACCUCCAAGCUGUAUCACCCUUGGCCAACUCCUGUCUCUGUGCUUUCCUAACCCUCCAGAGCUGUUUUGCAGCCUGUUCCCACUGCUGCAGACUGCACCAGCAGAAACCAGGAUGCCUGCUUGGCUCCCCACCUUAGGAAUAAGGUGAAGGUGGUUUGUGACAAAACAAAGAGCUAAAGAUGGCAAAAGAAACAGGAGAAACUCCUUUUGUGGCCUUAAGUAAGAAUUGAUCAAAAUUAGGAAUUUGCAGUCCUUAGGAAUUGUAUCUGAAUUGACUGAAAGCACAUGGAGAUCUGUAGAAAACUAAUAUGUAAGAUAUACACUAUAGGUAGGAUGUACUUUAAAAUGCUUUUCUUUCAUAAGACUUGCUAGAUCAGGAGAUACUUCAGUUUGUUCAAACCACAUGGAAGCAAAGGUGGAGUGAUUCCAGUUUGUUUUCACCUAAUGGUGAAACUUCACAGCAUCAGGAUGUUGCUGCACCCAAGCUAUCAAAAUGGAUCAACAUUUACCUCCAGACUUAAGGAAUGUUCUUACAACUAAAAAAAAUGCAAAUAACUGUAUUUUUACAGAGGAAUGUUCAGGCUGAGCCAUGUUUCUGUAAGCUGGGAAAGGAAGUAUAGAGUUGUAGCAUUAAUGUACUGAAACAAAGAAAUUCUGCCACCAAAGAAUAUUGCCCUAGACAUGAAAUAGCAGCGUGAAACAAUCCCUCUUCCAACUGAGAACAAGACACAUUGCCAUGGCAACAGAGAAUUUAUCUUAAAGAUCAGCUGGAUUUCUACAUCUCACCCAACAGCCAAUAGAAAAAAAAUAAAUAAAGCCAAAGGUCAUACUGACUUUAAGUGCUUUGAGGUGAUCCAAUUGCCUUAAAAAUAUCCUUUUUUUAUGAAGUAUUUCUGUGAAAAACCUCAUCAAAGUGGAGUUGUGAACUUGUUAUUGUAGCCUCCCUCCUCCCAUUGGUUUCUUCUCUCUCUGCUCCCAUUUUCCAUCUUCACAGAGAGAGCUGUGCCAGCUGCAGAGUGGCUGCUGUCCUCAGGAGUGGACUUUUCCACCAGUGGCAGAUGAUGCUGCAGCCAGCAGCAGGGAGGUGGGAAGUCCAGCCCAGAGGGGAAGGGAAGCUCCUGUGAUCUCCUCUUGCUGCUGGGAAUUGUGCCUUUUCACUGAAGCAUCUCUGGGGAUCCUGCAGCUUUGCACAUCACAGCUACACAGACACUCCAAGGUGAACUCCAAGGGUUACCUCUUGUCACCUGAAGCUGCCUCUGGGUACCCUGGCAGUGCCAUGAGACUGGCUUGUCAUGGGUUUCAUCCCCAAGCAGGAAAUCACAGCACCAGCACACACAGAUUUGAAGAUGUAACUCCUUGCUAAAGCUGAGUCUGAAGCCAGCAUGUCCAGAAGCAAUGGGAGGGAGCAGGUGACAGCAGAGCAUCCUCCCAGCCUGGGGGCACAGACCCAGCUCCCUCCUGCACCCCAUCCCACCAGACUGGCAGCCCUCUCCUCUUGGGAAGCACAGUGUCCUGACUGAGAACACUCCUGCCACCAGACGAACCAGGGAACCCCAGCCCUGGUGCUGCCCAGAGUGAUGGGUGGCAGCAGCAGGACCAAGGGACCAAGCUUGGUGCAGUGCCCAGUCCUGCAGCAGGACCAGGCUAAUGGAUCUGAGCUCCUCCUUCAGCACAAACUCAACUUCAUACAAUUGUAGAAUGGUUUGGGUUGGAAGGGACCUCAAAGAUCGUCCAAUUCCAGCCCCAGUUUACCAUGGACAGCUACAGAAACCAGCUCUGACACCCUAAAAGAUUUCUGGGUAGAAAUCAACAAUUCCCUCUUACAAAAGCCACCUGACUCGAGGCAAAUACUUUGCUCUUUUUUUUACCCAGUGCCUUCCACUCACCAUCCCUUUCCCCUUGCACACAAACAUGGAUGAAAACACAGCUGUGCCAUACCUGAGACAGACAAGUUCUCCUCAUUGCUGCUGAUUUUUGUGCCUGUUUUCUGUUUGGUUUUAUUGUGUCCCAGGCAUUUACUUCAGAUGGCCUGGCUGCUAAAGCCCAGCUCAGUGAGGUGCAGGGGUCCAGGCCAUGCCACAGAGUUUGUGUCCAUCCCCAGGCAGAGCAGUGAGGACACUGUCUAUCAGCUGAACUGUAACAUGAAAAAAUAUAUUAGAGAAGUAUGAGGAGAGCUAGGCAUGAAUUAAACAAAUUAAUAUUCCAGUUUACAACAUGACUAGAAGUCCACUGAAACAACAACAACAACAACAAAAAAAAGCCUUUAACAGAUUUCAGGGAAAUUAUAACUGCACUGUGCUGCCUUUUACUUCAGUGGAAAUUAAUUAGGAUGAUUGUUUUAGCUCAUGGAGGUUGCUGGAGAGUGAUGUAUGAGUCUCUGGUGGAGGAAGGUGAAGUCUGGUUUAGCUGAAGCACAAUGCAAGUGCUCAUGUUGGAACUGCCUGGUUUUCUUAGAGCUUCAAAAAAUGUAGAAAUGGAGGAAAUAGAAAAUCCAGAGUGACAGCUGAGCUCAUCCUAACAUAACAAGCACACUGGAAAAGUGAAAUGGAGCACCCUGGCAUGCAUCAGGGAAAGCCACAAGUAAUCAAAUUGGUUUUUGCCACUGAGUACCAGGGGUGAUUGUUAAUCUUAAUAGAAUGGCACAGGAUUGGCAGUAAAAUCAAAAACCAAGUGGGAAAUUGUAGCAUUAAUGUAACUGCAGUGGUUUGAGGAAAAUUAACUACAAAACAUAUGGUGAUAGAGAAGCUAAAAUGCUGCUGUCCUAAUGCAGCAUCCUGAACAAAUCCUUGCAUAAAGGAAGCAGAUAAAAAAAUGUUAAUAUUCAUACAAGAAGCGUUAAGGUUAAGCAGGGGUUUCUUUGCAUUUACAAAAUGGAGCACGUCAACCUUGUGAGGCAGAAAAAUUUCAUUUUUCAAACUGAUUUUGGCCAUAAUUUGAAUUCUGGGAGCUGCAAGAGCGGGAGAGUGGUCAUAAUCCACUGAGAAAUGGCCCCUGCAUUCCAUUUUUUAAAAAUUUUUCUUCCACCAAAAAUAAAUGUUUUUUGAAAAGCCAUGUUUAAUGCAGGUCUCAUAAACAUUAUUCCUGUGUUAGGUUAUGUACACACACCUGCCCAUGAAAUGUGGCAAUUUCCCAAGGAUCUGCCCUGUUAUACUAUUUUUUGGGGAGGCAGGGACAGCACAGGCCAUGAGGCUUUAGAAAGGGAUUGUAGGCAGAUGUAAGGAGAGUCAUUGACUAUCUGGCAAGUCAUACCUAAUGCCUUUUUUAAAAGCAACAGAUGGUGUGUGAAGAGGCAGUAAAGCUUAUUUUCAGAAAAACCACAACACCAGACAUAGAGCAAGUGCAGGCAUAAGGCCACAGAUAUAAACUUCAAGUUAUUUUCAAGAACCAUUAGUAAUGAGGAAAGAAAAUCGAUAGAGGACUGCCAGGUGAAGGGAGAUGGGUUUACUCACUGUGAGAUGAGCUAGAAAUCAGAUCCCAAUUUCACCUUAAAAGGAACACUGUUAAGGAGAGUCAUAAAGGUCAGAAACCAUCCCUGGAACUUAUUUGACAACGUCCCCUUAAUGCAGCUGAUGUCAAAGCCUUUCCUGACAGAACUGCCUUUGCUAAUAGCCUGCUGUCAUUUCUAAAGCACUCACAACUUACAGGAAACUUGCUGGAUCCUGUAACACCCAUCUCCUUUGGCCUCUUCUGAAACCCUCCUGUUCCACCAAGAGUUCUUAACCUGAAGCUGCAGUUUCUAACAGAGUUCCCAAAGUAUUUUCCAGCAGACCCCUGCAAGGAGAUAUUCGAGGUAUUUGAGAGAGAUGUCAAUUCUUCAGAGAGUUGCUAUCACAUUAAAACCUCCUACAGCUGCCUCUGCCCUUCAGAGCCCUGUGAAAACACCAGGACAGUGGAACUGGCACAGCCCUGCCACUUCCAGCAUGACUUGAAGGAGGUCCCACAAAAACUCACUCCUGUGCCCUCCAGAGCUCUGAAAAGUUGGGGAGAAGGCAGAAACAAGGUUCUAACCCCACUCAGAUUUUUCAUUUGUUCAUUUGUUCAACUGGAUAAAUGCCCUGUGUAGGUACAGAAUUCACCCCAAGUCCAGUAUGAUAAUCAAAAUAAUAAUUUCAGCAGCUGACAUCGAUAUUUCUCACCUUUUUUCACUUUUGAAGCACUCAAAGCUUUCAAAAGAGACACAGAAUUAAAUAUAGCACUGCAUCUUAGUAGGAAAUAAAGUUAUUCCAAAUACUUUUAUUGAAGGGACAGAUUUUGGGCAUCCUCUUCAUACUGAAGAGAAUCUCACUUCACAAGGAACUGCCUCCAAGUUGUUCAUCUCAUUCAAUCCCACUGGCACUGCUCAGGUGAUGAGGGAGGUUGAUUGGUGAUCUUUCCUUGUAGUUUAUUUACCAGAAAACCUCUUCCAGCCACUCCAGUGUUGGUGGCCUGUGUUCUUUUGAAUACCUUCAGGAAUGGUGACUCAAUCACUUCCCUGGGCAGCCUCUCUCUCUCUUUAAUUCAUAUAUGGAAGAUGCCAAUCUGCUUUUAUAGCUUGCCUAGAGCCCACGCCAUCUUCCUGUGCCCUUUUUCCCCAAGUGACACAGCAAAUACCUCUUGACUCACCAAAUCUCAUCUGGAUUAAAAAUAAUCUGCAGUGGCAUCAAUUUGUCUAAAAGCACAUUUGUCUUCUCCAACAAAGCAAUCCAUGUGCUCACCUUGGCCCAGGGACCAUUUGUUAAACAAAGAGGUAGAAUGCAGGAAUCUGGCUGUACAUGCCUUUCUCCAUGUAUUUUCUUUUUCCCUGAGGAAGACCUGUAAUGUUGUUUUAUCCUACAUUUAAAAAGGAAAAUCUGGAAAUAACAGAACAUUUUGUUGGUUCACAAUUCUAUGGGACUGGAGGAGCAUCUGCUGUGACAGGAGGUGAGCAUGGAGUGACCUACGUCAGAUAACUUCUAGGCACAUUUGAGCUCUUUGCAGAAAUGAAGACGAAUUUCCACUAUGAAUGUUUAUUUUCCUCUUUGUGAAUAAAGACCAUCUGAGAGCAGGAAAAAGCCUCCCACUGAUUUCGGUAGUGCCUUGUGAUCUCAGCUGUCUUCACCUAUCAAAACAAAACAGGAAUAGAAAUAUUUUUGCAUCAAAAAGUCAGGACAAAAUCACCAAUUAGAAGUUGUGAAUGCAACAGAAUCACUUCUGCUUCGGGGGAGAGCUGCAAAAUCAGGGCCCAGAGCAACAAUUAGUCAGUUUGAUCCUAAACCUUGAUUUUUUUCCUUUUAAAAAUAAACCUUUUCAUUUGAAGAUGUUAAGAGGACGCCCAUAACUAGAACAACAAAAGAAGAUCUUCAAAUUCUCUUUUUUUUUGGUUUCAGUUAAAGCUUUCAGGAACAUGGGAACAAAAAUCUGUUCUCUUGGGCAGUUCCAGGAGCCACACCUUAACAGC
Sturnus vulgaris (Common starling) is the source of this 6485-nucleotide messenger RNA. RefSeq names its product ras homolog family member J (gene RHOJ). Gene Ontology annotation, molecular function: GTPase activity; GTP binding. NCBI's taxonomy places the organism in Eukaryota, Metazoa, Chordata, Aves, Passeriformes, Sturnidae. The record is from RefSeq and is a predicted model, not a curated record. Gene Ontology annotation, biological process: small GTPase-mediated signal transduction.